AACAUUGAAGUCGUGUUUGACCAUAGUUAGUAGGGUUUGAAUGGUUUCCUUCGCCUAUCCCUGAACGUGCCAGUAAUGCCAUCCGAUUUUAGUUUGACUGAUCGUAUAAGCGCUAGUUCAUCUUAAAAAAAACUUUCCAAACCACAAUGGAACAGAAGAAAAUCUCACUCAGUCUCAAAACAGUGACAUCAAAAAAGAGAUCAGAGGAAUCAACAUUAGAAGGAAUGACCCCACAGAAUGGAAGACUCAAAAAAGCCAUUGUGAGGGAAAGUAUAUCAAACGAAGCACCUCUGUCAAAAAGUAGAAAUAACAUGGCUGCUCUGGUCAAAUCAAAGGCUCACAAUGAAAGCUUUGACAUCCACUGUUCUUUCGAAAGUAAUUGCAGUACAGAGCAGGAUAUUGACAUUCCCUCUACUCAACCAGUACCACAUGACCAAAUACUGGAAGGUGUUGUAGCAUUUAUCGAGGUACGCUCAAAUACUGAAAACAGAUUUGAUGGAAUUUCAAAGCAAGUGGAAAUGCUUGGAGCAACAGUUGUCAAGAAGCUUACUCCCGAGGUUACACAUGUGAUAUUUAAAGAUGGCAAGAAGACAACAAGGGAGAGGGCACUCAAGAAGGGAAUCUACUUGGUUUCUGUUCUUUGGGUUGAGAGUUGUCGACAGAGUGGAAAACGUGUUUCUGAGGAUCUCUUCCCAGUUAUUUCACCUGAGGAGGCCACCACACCAUUGCUGGUAGGAAGAUUCAAGAGAACAAAAUCCAUGCAACCCAAAGCCUUUGAAGAAGAUGUUCAAAACAGUGCUGACAGGGGAGAAAGAAAGAGACAGAGAAAGCUCCAGGCAGAGAAUUUACUUCCCACAGCUUUGGUUUUUUGUGAAGAAACUCAAGAUCCACAUAGUCCAUUAAUUGUCAACUAUCCCUUUACACCCCACAUCAUACCAGACACACCAAGUCAAAAACUGGAAAGGUCACCUCCGUUUAUCAAAACACUCAACUACGAUGACAAAUCGCCAAAGGAACCAAUCGCAUUGAAAAAAGACGACUCUGACCAAUUGUCAGACAGUAAACAAGAAAUCCCGUCAAGCAUCAGCAAACUUAAAAGGAGGCUGCUAAGCAAGAGUACUCCAUUAAAACUACCCACUCCAUCCGUGGAACAAAAACAGACACCAUCCGCUCAGACUCGAAAAACACCGAAAGAUGUGUUACUGACAGGCUCUGAACAAGGCAUGAAAAGAAAGAGACAGAACUCGACGAGAGAAGCACAAACCGAAGACAAGGCAAGUGUUUCAAAGCGUAAAAAGAAAGCUAAAGUUGCAGAGGAAGUGCAGUGUGACGAAAAAGACCAUGAAGAGCUUAUAACAGAUAUAGAAAGCACAAAGAGGACCGUACAAAAUGUGCCUGAAACUAAAAGGAGAAGAAAGGAGAGAGUAUCUAAGGCAACAGAAGAUGAAAAAUGCGUCACAGCAGGAAUCGACCAUGGAAAGAAAAGGCAAGGCGGUCUUACCGGGAAAAAGAAGACUCCUGCUAAGCUAGACAAGAAUUUCCCUUCAGGUCACAAUUCUGAUCAAACUGGUGAAAAUGUCGAUUCAGACUCGGGCGUGUCCGUUAUAGAAAGAAACAGCAAAUCCUUAACGGUCAAUGGGGCGUCUUUUCGUCAGAGGAAAUUUUCCAAGACAUCGAAGUUGGUUGGUCAAGCAGGGAAAGCAGGGAAAGCAGAGGAGUUUGAUGACUCUUUAGUUACGGAGAGAGAAGAAAAUAGACAGGAAAACAUCGUUAAAGCAAAAUUGGGUGUGAUUAAGACAAAGAAUGAUUUACUGCGGAAAAAUACUGUCAAACAGGUUAAAGUAGUGAGUCCAGAGAAACCGGAGAGUCAGGUUAGUACCGGUAAAAACAAAGAAAAAGACAGAAUUGACGUCAAGAGCAGUGUAUCGCAGGAAAAUAGUGUAAAGAUGAAGAGUGAAAGGCUCUCUUCGGAGGAAACUCGAACUGAUGAUGGAGAUGCGGAUGUAGAAGGCAGCACGUGUACAGAGGAAGAUGAACAGGAAUAUCACCAGGAAAAUGAUCGGGGAACGGAGAGAAAACAGCGUACGAAGCUUGUCAAAAAGGUUAAGCCGAAGCGAUCGAUUGUGAUGACAAGCAUGCAUUUUGGUGAGCAAGACAUUGUUCUGUCUGUCGUACGUAAACUGGGUAGAUUCUUUAUCGAAGACCGAGUCUCUCCUUCCACGAGUCAUGUGAUCGCUGGAAGUCCUCGCCGCACCUUAAACGUUUUAAUGGCUAUUGCUCAGGGAUCUUGGCUCGUAUCACCUGUUUGGGUGAUGAAAUCUCUAGAAGUUGGUCAUUGGGUGGAUGAAGAACCCUAUGAAUUAUCAGACGCAUUCCCUGCAGCACAGCUUUGCCGCCUCGAACGUGUCAGUGCUGGGCCGGGUUACCACCAAGAGCUCUUUGCUGAGUGUCCACCAAUGUAUGUCUCCGAAAACUGCGCGCCUCCAAGGGACUCUUUGAUGUCGUUAAUUGGCCUCUGUGGUGGAAAGGUGAGCACUUCUUUAAGAAAUGCUGGGAUAUGCAUUGGCUCAAUGACAAGGAAAACACAGGUGGUGAACGUUACAGAACAGUGGAUUCUCGAUUGUAUUACUCAACACGCUGUCUUGCCAUUUGCCAGCUUCGCUCUUAACACUCCAGCAAAGCGAAGACGAGAUGCUAGUCCAAGUUACUAAGGGUGAUUGUUGUCAUAGUAAUUGUACAGACUGAAAACGCACUGAAUACUAUUAGCCCGCUGCUACAACAAUCCUGACCGAAUAGUGCAUUGCCAGACCUGGGUGGAUGACCGGUUCCCGAGCAACACUCUACGAGGCCAAAGAUAUCAGAUGGAAUUCUGCGACCAUUUCUAGACUAAAUCUUCUAAUGGAGACGUUUGUAUUAAACUUCUUGCAAAAGCUGAGAAAUGUAGAUUUUUGCUGGCACCAGUCGCAGGGAAAUUCAUUUUAACAUGAUAACUUCAUCAACGAUAGAAAACGUUUUGUACUUUCCAAAUUUGCACGUCACUCGGAGUUUCGCUUUUUGUCGUAGAAUGUUAUAAGACGUUUUGUGCGAUGUUAGAUUAAAGCUCAAGUGUCGUAUGAAUUGCAAGAGAAUUUGGCGAUUGACGGAAGCGUACGAAAGAUUUCGUCUUAAACGUGACAGUACGAUUUUACGAUUGACCUUGGUGCCAGGGGGAAAUCAGUGAAGAUUUUAGCUUGUAUCUACUCCGAAGUGCAUUUUUACUUGAUAAGUUCCUCAACUGUGGUAAAAAAUACUUGCAUGAAUGACGGAAUUUUACAAUGGAGAGAAUUAAAUACUUUUGAUACCACGUUCCAUUAAUCUCAGUGAAGUGUCAUAUGGAUUCCAAGCUAAUCAGCCUUGUUGAAAAUGUUCGAGAGCUGUCUUCGAAAGAGGGACUACACAAUUUUAUGAUGUUUCAUUAACUUGUUUUAAAAUAAGUCAGUGUCAAGUGAGCUAAAGGGCAGCUAAGGAAAAAAGGUUUUUAUGGAUAAAUCAGGUGAGAAAAUAUUUCUAAUUCAGAUAGAUUCUAGUAUGCUGAUUAAAGAGAGAACAGUUAUAGUUCCAACGAUAAGAAAAAGCCUGUUUUUGAAUGUGUUUGUAGAUGAUAACUGUUUUUGAAUAUAA
Molecule: messenger RNA, 3660 nt
Organism: Stylophora pistillata
Lineage: Eukaryota; Metazoa; Cnidaria; Anthozoa; Scleractinia; Pocilloporidae
Product: microcephalin
Biological process (GO): mitotic cell cycle
Source: RefSeq, a predicted model, not a curated record